AUAGCUAAAGUCAUUUGACAUUUCAGACUUCACGGAGGAGAGGGAGUAGAAACUAGAGAGAGAGUAGAGGGAGAGGGAAGGGAAGUCAGGAGAAAUGGUCAAAAAAUUACCGGUGGCGUCGGUCAAUGGUUGAUAAACGCCUCUCUGUUGAUCUCUCUCUCUCUCAAUAGCUGUUCUGUUUCCUCCUUAUUUAUAUCCUGUCGGUCGAAGGAUUCAGCUGAGGGAGUUCUCAGCAAUCAUUGAAUUGGGUUGCGAGCAAAGCUUGUUUUUCCUCUAAAGCCUUCUCCUCCUCCCUUCUGCUUCCAUUUGACAAGACUGGUGGAUAGACAUGGCACACGGCUCACAUGUACCAAAGUUUGGCAACUGGGAAGGUGCAGACAAUGUUCCCUACACAGCCUACUUCGACAAAGCACGGAAAGGUAGAACUGGUGGGAAAAUAAUGAACCCAAACGACCCAGAAGAGAACCCAGAUAUGUUUCGCAACACCUCCCCUCCAGCUCAAUCUCCUCCACCCAAAGCCAGAGCUGAACCAGAGGUACCAAAAGUCAGGGGAGCAAUAAGGCCGGGGCAUGAGCGGCGAGUAAGUAGGGAAGAUGGUGACCUUAGGCAGUUCAAUGGAUCUCCAGCACAUAACGACAAUAACAGCAGGAGAAAUUCAGGUGAGUCGGCACAUCAACGUAAUGCAGGACGGCAGGUAAGAAAAAGUGCUGGGUCUGAGCACAGCAUUGAGAGAUCACCACUGCAUCCGCAAUAUCAAGCAAAGGUAGUGCAAAGUGCUGGGUCUGAGCACAGCGUUGAGAGAUCGCCAAUGCAUCCACAUUAUCAAGCAAAGGUCGCGCGCAAAGGCAGUGCAUCUCCUGGGUUGGAAGGGAAGAACUCAUUUGAUAGUAGCCAUGGUACUCCUGGGAGGUCCAGAAUGAAACCGGGUAAUCGGGGCGAUGAGACACCCGAGAGAGGCGCCGCUGUUCCAAAGUUCGGUGAUUGGGAUGAGAAUAACCCACAAUCUGCAGAUGGGUAUACCCAUAUCUUCAACAAAGUGCGAGAAGAAAAGCUCAUGGAGGCCGGUAAGUCGCCGACUGUGGGUAGUGAGCGAGCUUACACUGCUGCACGGAAGCAAAAAUCCGAUGACGAUAUGAAGGGUUGCUGCUUUCCAUGGUGUAGAAAAUGAGGACUUUUGGAUUGUAUUUCUGGAUUUGUUGUAAACUGUGCAAGACCUGUUUAUAGCUCUGAGGGAUUUCCCCUAUGCGGAGUUACCUUCUGAUGAAAUAUGCAUUCUCUCUCUUUUUGUGCUA
This is a messenger RNA of Rhododendron vialii, 1292 nucleotides long. Its product is annotated as RPM1-interacting protein 4. Bases 329 to 1168 code for a protein of 279 amino acids. NCBI's taxonomy places the organism in Eukaryota, Viridiplantae, Streptophyta, Magnoliopsida, Ericales, Ericaceae. The transcript has 4 exons. The record is from RefSeq and is a predicted model, not a curated record.